CUAUUUUCUUUUCCUCUAUAAAAGAACAGUAGAGUCCAUCAUCUAUAGUGCAUAAAUCAUAGCAAUGGCAAACAUUAAAGAAAAGAGUGGAGAAUAUGGAACCAAGCUCCACGUAGCAAUGUUUCCAUGGUUAGCCUUUGGCCAUUUGGUUCCACACUUGCAGCUCUCUAUGCUCAUGGUUCAAAAAGGUCACACCGUGUCUUUCAUCUCCACUCCUCGUAACAUCGACCGCCUCCUCCCACGGUUACCAGAGAACCUCUCCUCCGCCCUUAAUUUCGUCAAGCUCCCAUUUGCCGGCCACAACAAACUCCCGGAGGACGCCGAAUCCACUACAGACGUACCAUUGGAUCUCGUUCCUUAUUUGAAAAUCGCGUUCGACGGAUUACAAGUUCCGUUGACGGAGUUUCUUGAAUCUUCAAAACCUGAUUGGCUUCUCCAAGAUUUCGCGCCUUAUUGGCUUCCUCCAAUAGCUAGCCGCCUUGGAAUCAAAAACGGAUAUUUCAGUGCUUUAAACUGCUCGUUUCUCGGAAUUCUCAAACCUCCAGGGUUCGAGGAGUACCGUACAUCGCCGGAGGCUUUUCUAACGCAGCCUAAAUGGGUUCCAUUCCAAACUCCGGUACCUUUCCGGUUAUACGAAAUCCAGCCCAUGUUCGAAGAUAUAAUGCUGGAACACACCGAAGAGAAUAUCCCCGACAUGGACCGUCUCGCCGGCGUAAUCGACGGUUGUGACAUCAUCGUCGUACGGAGCUGUACCGAGUACGAAGCAGAGUGGUUUAGACUUAUUAAGGACCUUCAUCGGAAACCGGUUAUACCGGUGGGAGUUUUACCUCCGAAACCGGAAGAGAAGUUUAAAGAUACCGACGCAUGGUUGUCUACUAAAAAAUGGUUAGACUCACGGAAAACUAACUCCGUGGUUUACAUAAGUUUCGGUUCAGAAGUGAAACCGAGUCAAACCGAGUUAAAUGCGAUCGCUCUUGGUUUAGAGCUUUCCCGUUUACCUUUUUUUUGGGUGUUAAGGACUCGCCGCGGUCCCUGGGAUACCGAACCGCUUGAGCUUCCUGAAGGAUUCGAAGAGCGUACGGCUGAGAGAGGGAUAGUGUGGAGAGGUUGGGUGGAACAACUGAGAACGUUGAACCACGAUUCGAUCGGUUUGGUACUAACUCAUUGCGGUUGGAGUACAAUGAUCGAAGCUGUAAGGUUUGCUAAACCGAUGGUGAUGCUGGGUUUUGUGCUCGACCAAGGAUUUAAUGCUAGAGUAGCCGAGGAAAAGAAAGUUGGACAUAUGAUCCCUCGGGAUGAAACAACAGGUUUCUUUACUAAAGAAGAUGUUUCGAAAUCGCUGAGGUUGGUAAUGGAGGGAGAAGAAGGAAAGGUUUAUAGAGAGAAUGUGAAGGACAUGAAGGGAGUGUUUGGAGAUAUGGAUACACAAGAUCGUUAUGUCGAUUCUUUCUUGGAUUAUCUUUUUGCUCAUCGUUAACUCCGAUCAUUGUUUUUGAUCCAAUGACGGAUCGACUGAAUGAACGUAUGAUAAUUAAAUUUGAUCAAGUGUUGUAAGAUGAUCAAUGAGUAUAUGAUGUUUUGAAAUGGUCAAGGUUUACGAACAAAAAAAAGUUAUAAGUGUUGGAUGUACUAUAGUCCAUGUGUUGAAUUUAAUAUGAAUGUCUUCCAUUCUUUUAUAACUA
This is a messenger RNA of Camelina sativa (false flax), 1682 nucleotides long. Its product is annotated as UDP-glycosyltransferase 91A1. Gene Ontology annotation, molecular function: UDP-glucosyltransferase activity. The record is from RefSeq and is a predicted model, not a curated record. NCBI's taxonomy places the organism in Eukaryota, Viridiplantae, Streptophyta, Magnoliopsida, Brassicales, Brassicaceae.